This is a messenger RNA of Verruconis gallopava, 3954 nucleotides long. RefSeq lists its product as uncharacterized. The transcript has 2 exons. NCBI's taxonomy places the organism in Eukaryota, Fungi, Ascomycota, Dothideomycetes, Venturiales, Sympoventuriaceae. Gene Ontology annotation, molecular function: RNA helicase activity; nucleic acid binding; ATP binding. The record is from RefSeq and is a predicted model, not a curated record. The coding region runs from base 193 to 3810 and encodes 1205 amino acids.
CUGCUACCAAACCACACGCCACGUCCAUUCGCAUUCGUUGAUAAAUUUCAUUGCUGUCAGGCGAAUUCACUGAUUGCCUAUGCUCACAUGAAAUAGUUUUGACUUGUUUGACGACGACUUAACAGAUAGCAAGCAGUCUACAUACCGACGGUGCACCUGUAAAACUCACUUGCUCCGCUAAGCCAGUCAAGCAUGGCGCGCACAGAUAGCCACUCACACCGCCAUACAGGCAGUCGCUCGUACGAUGAUCGUCGCCGCGAUGAUGAUAGAUACUCAAGAGAUUACCGUCGCGAUCGCGACCGAGACCGAGAUUGGUACGAUGACCGCUCGCAUCGGCCACGGUCACGCGAGCGACGACGUUCAAGGUCGCCUGGAAUAGAUCGCGACAGGCGACGUAGCAGAGAUAGAGACAGAGAUCGCGACCGAGAUCGAGAUAGAGACCGAGAAAGAGACAGAGAUAGAGAGAGAGAUAGAGAUAGAGACUAUCGCCGUCGUGAGCGCGACGAUGAUGACAGGCGACGGCGUGAUCCUUCUCGCGAUCGUGAUAGACGCAGGAGUCCUCCACGAGAGCGGCAGUCGAGACCGGAAUCAAGAGACUCACCUUCACAGAGCAGCCGCGCAACGCCCGCGGCAAGCAAGGAGGAUGAGCAAGCAAAACGAAGAGCUAAGCUCGAGGCCUGGAAGGCCAAGCAGCUGGCAAAGAAUGAAACCAAGGCUAAAGAGGCAGCUGCUAACGAUCCUGCAAAGGCAAUCAUGGACGGCCUGCGUUCAACGUCUGAAACGCCCGCAGUAAUCUCGCCCUCUAUUUCAGCGGCUCCCAGCACGCCAGCCUCGCCAAAGCCACAUGCAAAGUUUGAUCCUAAAGCAGUCAUCAAAAAGGCCACUCACGGCUCCUCGAACAAAGGCACUUUGGGACUUGACGUCUUGGUGCCCACUCCAGCCCAGAAGUCCGCAACUACAUCAAAUCUUCAAGGACGGUCUGCAGCUAACAUCAAUAAGGCAGCUCCUGCUUCAUCGAAAUCUCUUACAAACGGCAGCGAAAAUACUGGCAAAGUCAGCGGUUUUGGUCUGGCUGCAGGCCAAGGCAAUGAGAACGCCUCCAAGAUUGGCUUGGACCUAGAAGACGAGAAGGAGAAAACGAGGAAACUAGAGAAGCUAAACAUUCCGCUCUCAGAGGAUCAAGACGACGAUGCUGCGCUUGCUAACGGGGAAGAAGACGAAGAUGACGACACUCCCGAUGCAGACGAAAAUGACCACGAAGCUGCGCUGAAAGCUCUCGCGGCUCGCCGCGCAGCUGCAGAGGAUGCAGAGCCCACAGUGGAACAGGACACGCCUAUGGAGGAUGUCCAAGCUGCGACCGCACAGCCUCAGCAAGAAGAUCAGACCAUGGUGGAUGCAACACCACAGGCAGAGGAGGAAGAAGUAGAUCCUUUGGAUGCAUUCAUGGAGGGCCUGACUGCUGCACCAGCUGCCACACUUCCGACUUUCAGUUCUUUGCGAGGCCGGAGAAACGGCCCGGAAGCCAUGUUUGCUGAAGAGAGCGCCUACGACGAAGUGUUUGGAGAAGUAGAAGACGAUGUUCUCGCCGUGGCGCAGCGAAAGAAAGCAAAGAAAGAGCUCAAGAAGAUUGACCAUAGUAAGAUCGACUACGAAGAAUUCACAAAGAACUUUUACACGGAGUCAGAAGAAACUAAAGAGCUGACGGAGAAAGACGUUGCAAAUCUCCGCUUCGAGAUGGAACAAAUCACUGUCCGAGGUAAGGACGUCCCUAAGCCUGUUGAUCGAUGGUCCGCAAUGGGCCUGUCGGUGCAAGUCCAACAGGUCAUUGCUUCUCUUGGCUACACAAAGCCUACUCCGAUCCAGGCACAAGCCAUUCCUACUAUCAUGUCGGGAAGAGACCUUAUCGGUGUUGCCAAAACAGGCUCCGGAAAGACCAUGGCCUUCUUACUCCCCAUGUUCAGACACAUCAAGGCCCAGCGACCUCUGAAAAAGACGAAGCUUGGUUCCGAAGGUCCGAUUGCCGUGGUUCUAGCCCCUACUCGCGAAUUGGCCGAUCAAAUUGGACGCGAAUGCAAGCCUUUCGCGAAAGCACUUGGUCUCAACGUAGCUAUUUGCUUUGGACAAGCGUCUCUCAAGGAUAACAUUGACAAGAUCAAGAUGGGCGUAGAAAUUAUUGUCGCCACUCCCGGCCGUCUUAUUGAUCUGGCCACGGUCAAUUCAGGUUCGCUGUUGAGUUUUACGCGAGUGACGUACAUGGUCCUUGAUGAGGCUGAUCGACUAUGGGAUAUGGGGUUCGCUCCGCAGGUGAAGAUGAUCUUGAGCCAAAUUCGUCCAGAUCGGCAGUUCGUCAUGUUCAGCGCGACUUUCCCGAAUAAUUUGGAGAUUCUGGCCAAGGAGAUGUUGAAGGAAAAGCCAGUUCAAAUCACAAUUGGCGGUCGUGCAACUGUUGCCAAAGAGAUUGAGUUGCAGGUCGACGUGUUGGAGCGCUCUGAACGUCUCCGGAAACUUCUCGAGAUCCUUGGAAACAAGUAUGCCGACGCGGAUUGGAGUCCCUUAAACCGAGACGUAUGGGAGGAUCAGACGUUGAUAUUUGUCGAGCGUCAAGAAGCUGCAACAGAGUUGUUAGGAGCCCUCAUGAAGCGAGGCUUUACCAAGAUCUCCUAUAUCCACGGCUCACGUGAGCAAGAUGAGCGUGUGGCUGCUAUCACGGACUUCAAGAACGGUUACUAUCCGAUUUUGAUUGCAACAUCCGUUGCUGCACGUGGCUUGGAUGUCAAGAACCUGAAGCUUGUCAUCAAUUACGACGUUCCAAGACAUCUUGAAGACUUUGUCCACCGCGCAGGACGGACGGGGCGCGCGGGCAACACGGGGACAUGCAUAACGUUCUUGACAAAAGAAGAUCUACCUUACGCUGCCGAUGUAAUGAAGGCUUUGAAGUAUUCAGGUCGCGAAGUUCCUCCAGUGGUCGAGGAGAUGGCGAACACAUACAAGAAGAAGAUCAAAGCAGGCGAAGUCAAACACACAUCGAAAGGAUUUGGAGGUCAUGGCGUCGAAAAGUUCGACCAAGCUCGCGACUUGGAGCGGCAAGUGUUACGUCGGCAGGCCGGUUUGGAUGAGAAGCGUCUGGAUGACUACAGAGAUCCUGAUGAGGAAGGGCCGUCAGACGACAUCUCAAUCAAGGUGCAGGCUCGUGAUGGAGACAAAAGCGCGGCCGACACUCCCAAAGAUGCAGCGCCCUCACCUGGUGCGGCUGCGUCACCAGCUCCCGCACCCGCGCCGAAGGCAGCCGAUCCCUACGCCAACUUGGAUGAAUACAACAUCAAGGUGCACAAACGCGUGGUUGAGCCGCCGCCGACGCUGCCGCUCGAUCCUCUGGCUCGUGCGCGUGCCAAAGCGAUGGAGAUCUCGGGUCGCAAAGGCGGUGUUGCUGCGGCACCAGGCGGCGCCGUGUCCGCAGGCCACAACCGUGACAACAAGGGCCCAGAUGCCGGCGCCUUCCAUGCCACGCUCGAAAUCAACGAUUACCCACAAAAGGCGCGUUGGGCGGUCACGAACCGCACCAACGUCAAGAACAUUCUGGAUCAGUACGGUGUUUCGAUCACAUCCAAGGGCGUGUUCUACAAGCUGGGCGAGGGCCCCAAGACGGAUAGUGAUCCACCGAAACUGUAUCUACUGGUGGAAGGCGAUACGGAGAACAGUGUCAUGGGCGCGAUGAGAGACCUGGUGAGGCUCUUGAAGGACGGCAUCGUGCAGGAUUUGGAGGCGAGUUCCAGGGCGCCAAAGGUGACUGGACGGUACAGUUUGAUAUGAGGAAGGGUCGUUGGGCAUCACAAGCAAGGAGACACGAUUGAGAAGGACAAUGUGUAGGCUUCAGAUACUACUCGAGGCAUGAAAAUGUCCAGGUCAUGUAGAACACUGACAAGGUGCCGUCCGUCGUCAUGCUCACCAUCCAGC